AUGUCGUCGUCGGAGGCGUCGACGCGGGCCGAGAUCCGCAGCGUUCUUGUCAGACACUGGCGCUCCCUCGACCGCGCACGUCUUCACACCAUCCAUUUCUGGCUGCUCGCUUACGCCAUCGCUCAGAUCUUCAUCGAGUACUACUUCACAGAAGUUUAUACGGUUAGUCAACUUGGUCCUUCUAAAAAGAGAAUUUGUAAAUUUUUUUCAAAAAAAUUUUCAAGAGUUUUUCUUUUGUUUUGAAAUUUUUUUAUAGCAACUGGGUUUAAUUGUUGAUGGUCGACAAUUCUUGUAAAAACACGCUUCAAGUAUAAUUUUGAAAAAAAUUUGAAUAAAAAGUUUAAUUAAUCCCUUCUGGCGUCAUUGUAUAAAAAAACUUGUUUAACUAGCUUUUUUUAUUUUUUUCAAAUACUUUUUUUACUCUUCAAAAUGACUUUCAAAAAGAGUAAAUUUUUAUGAGAUUUUGAAUAAGAUUAAAAGUCACUUGCUGGUUAUUACUCAAGAAGCUGUGAAGGUGUUCCUAACAAAAUAGCUCAAUAGAAAAAUUAGAACCUUUGCCGAAUGAAUAUUACUUUUCAUUUAGGUUUUUUUUUCUUUUUUUUUCUUUUUUUUCUGUUUUUAUAUAUUUCUCAUGUAGUGCAAUUCGAAAUUUUUUGCCUGCCGAGAAGUUGGCAAAAUGCCUGCAGACACAUCUCGCUGGGGUCAUAUUUUUCAUAACUUGUCAAAAGCACCGCUCUCCGUCGUUCUCUCACAAUGCGUUGUUUUUAGGUUCUUAUGGAGGCACAGCAAGUUCAGACGUCCGUUGACAACAAAACCCAGGUAUCCUUCUCGGAAAGAUGAGGCUGUCUUCGACGUGUAUUCGGUUCCGAAAUUCCCAUGAGCGCGAAAUUGAAGACGUCGCCGAGCCAAGCUCGGGAAAAUCGUCUUUGCCUUGCUUUACCAAUUGGUCGAUGGCCUGCUGAUUUGAAAGAAAAUGGCAAAGAGCUCAGUUUAAACCUAGUCACUGAAGAAGGAAUGUAUCAUGAAUCAAUGAAUCAAAGAAGGCUGUUCCUAAAAUCAUUUCAUCAAAUUGAAAACAAGAUUUCAUUGUUUUUCAUGGGGGUUUCCUGGUAUUGAGCGCUCAAAAAAAAAACCUCAUAUAUUGCUUUUUAUGUAUGAAUUCACAGUAUGAAUCAUAUUUUUCAUAUUUUUAAAACUCUUCACUCCAGAAGAAAGAAAAAGUUACCUCGAAAAAAAAAACUCAAAAAAGAUGACCAGAGGUUCACGCAAAGAAGCCACUUCUAAAACAUUGAUUAGAGAGAGAUGAAAAAUGGUUGAAAAGGUAGGUCUUCUUGAUGUUUCUAUAAUAAGAUUCUGCGAAGCUCGAAAAUUAUAAAAAAGGUAAGAUUUAUUUUUAAUCAUUAUGAUUUUAAAACAAAGAGCAAAAAUCGAAAAAAAAUUUCAAAAAACUCUAUGUUUGGAAAGCGAGGUUUUUCAAAGAAACUGUUGCAGGUGAAAGAAUGGUCACCGUUUUGUUUUUACCUGUCUUUGGUUUUCAUCGCCUACAUUUUGGCAACAUGUUUUGCCAUACGAUUCCGUCAGCAGGUUGGUGGAAAUCACAAAGUUCUGUUUUUUUGUGAACUUAUGCAAAAAACUUUGAAUGUCUCUGAAUACUAUCGAAAAUGCUGUCUCUUAUUUUAUUUUUUUCGUUUCGCACAGCGUCUCGACCGGUUUAAUCUCACAGAAAGAAGGUCUGGGUCUGGUGCUGCUCUCUCUAUCGACUUGUGUCCUGCUGCCGGCCUUCUCCUGGAUCGUCCAUCUGCCUGUCAUCGUCUUCGUCAGCAGGGUUCCAAACAAACCCAAAAAUUGUCAAUUUUUGGAGAUUUAGGAGCGGAUCCAUCUGAAUGAGUACGACCACGACGCCUUGUACACCAGCCUGUGCAUUUCCUCAGUCAUUCAUUUCUUCGUUUUGCCUCGCCAUAGACGCAUUUUCCUUGUCGUCGCCAUAACUUGGAUCAUUCUGAACUUCUUCCUGCUCUUGUUCAUCAAUUGGGAUGCUCUCAAAGCUAACCCAUUAUUUCUUUGCUCGGUCAGUGACCGAUGUUGAUACGAUUAGGAAAAAGAACGGAUUUUCAGUGCAUUACCAUGCUUCUGCACCAGUCGAUCAUUGCUUGUGUUGGCUUGAUAGCGGACUCCAAUGAAGCUGGUGGGAUACGGAUUCUCAUGAAGCUUCAUCUCUCUUUUCAUAGGCAACAGAGCGGAAAUCGCGAAAAAGCUCACUGAAGCCGUGUAUCGGAGGACAGAAUUAGAAACGUUGAAAGAUCGACAAGACCAACUGUUGCUGUCGGUGAUUCCGGCUUAUCUAGCAGAUCAGGUGCUUCUUCCGGAGACACGAGGGAAAACUGAUUUUUCAGGUGAGCAAGAGCAUCAUCCAGUCUAGCAGUACUGCGACCGGGAAAGGAGGAACUCAGAAACAUCACAAGCUUUUCCACGAUCUUCACGUUCAGGUACACGACAACGUCAGGUGGGCUUCAGGAACCUUUCUUCGAAACUCUCUUUCAGUAUAUUAUUUGCGGACAUUGUCAACUUCACUGUUUUGGCUGCUCAGCUCACAGCGAAGGACUUGGUCCGAACGCUCAACGAGCUGUAUAGCAAGUUCGAUCGAGAUGCUCAGGUAGUCAAGUUCGCUGUUGAAAUUGCAGAUUGCCUCGAAAGUUAUCUUGCAAAAACAUUCAUGAAAGAUGGUCUAUAUUUGUUUUCUUGACUUUUUCAGUUAUAUUUGUGUUGAAUUUUAUUAGAUAUGUCGUACCACAGAGGUUGAUUUAUCAGAAUAUUUUUAUAACAAGCUAUCAACUUCAACUUCUUAUAGUUAAACGAACUCAUUGACUUCGAAAAAAAAAAAUAACAAUGUUUAUAUUGAUUAAGAAGAAAAAUUUUGUGAUAAUGAAAAUAACAUUGAAGCGUUUGCAAUGCAUGAGAAUCAAGUUUCUCGGCGACUGCUACUACUGCGUCUCCGGAAUGCCGGUCAACAGACCCAACCACGCCGACAUGUGCGUCGUCAUGGGUCUCGAGAUGAUCAACACCAUCAAGUUGGUCGAGGAGUACUCCUAUGGGUUUUGGGAGGGUUCAGACAAGUGCGGAUCGCGACGGGAGUCGACGUGAAUAUGCGGAUCGGUGUACACACUGGAUCCGUCCUUUGUGGCAUCAUGGGACUCCGAAAGUGGCAGUUCGACAUCUGGAGCGAUGACGUCACUCUCGCCAAUCACAUGGAAUCAGCAGGAGUACCUGGGUUCGACUUUUGGCCUUUCAAUCGUUCAAGAAGCGCCGAGAAUACUUUAUUCUUCGCUCCAAACCCUGCUUUCAGGGCAGUUCACGUCACAAAAACGACGAGGGACAUGCUUCUCGGCGAUUACUGCAUCGUUGAAGCAAAGUGAGAUUCCUGCAAGAAAUCACUAAAAAAAUAAUGCAUUAGAAAAAAAUUGAAAUCCUGUCAACAUAUUGAAUUAUUUUAUUUUUCGAAUAGUUUUAAAUAAAAAAAUGAACUUAAUUAAUACAUUAGUCAUUUCCUAAAUUUCAAAAAUUCAUACAAGGAAAUUUUUAAAUAAAGUUUCUGUUCUCAAAAAAAUUAUUUUUACAAAUAUGAUUCCUAUCUUUGACCUAACUUUUUUUAAUUAUUAAAAAAAUUUCAAUAUCAAAAAAAUUCCAUAACGAUCUCGAUAAUGAACUACUAAUCCUAUUAACAGUUUGAGAAAAACAGCAAAUUUCAUAAAUUUUGGGAAAUUAGAAAAUUUGAAUGGCUAUCGCUGUUACAUAUAUAAGCCAACUUGACAUUUUCGAAUUGAAGCACCGACGAUCCGCAUGUUCUGGCACAUGGGGAGCCGACCUACCACAUCUUGCCGGACAAGUCCUCGGUAGUUGAAAGAACGGCUUCCAUUUAUCGGAACAGGUCCUGUGGAGAAGUUUUCUCAAGGAACAAACAGUUCUUGCAGAAGAACCAUCGAGUUGAGCAGCACAGACAGAAACGUCAAUCGCCUCAUGACGAGUCCUGCUGUGCAGAAUCGCAUGAGCAUGAAAGCAAAAGUUUUUUUCGUUCAUACAAAGUUCGAAAAAAUUAAUUUAGGUCUCAAAAAUGGUGGAGUUUUGGGGCGCUGAAACUCCUUUUGCGAACUUCAAUUGUAAGAAGUCUUCAACGUGUCAUGACCCCGGAUUGAUAACGGUGACCAGAAAAUUUCCAUUUUUGAAUUUCACUUAUUUUAGGAUGAGACACCUCGAAGGCCGCACUACAGUAACACGAUCCAAUCAAUGACUCUCAUAGAAAAUAAUUUAACGAACUUUUCUUUCAACAAGUGAGAAAUUCAUCCAAAAUGAUAAAUAUCUUUCUUGUAGCUUGAACAACAUGUUCAACUGUCAGUUCCCAUCGAUUCAAUCGUCCCCAAGCCUACUUUGGCCUUUUAGGUACGUUCUGAGGCUUUUCCUCCGCCCUCAUUUUUUUUAACGGGAAAUCAAUUCAGUAAUAAAGCAAUAAUCUGCAACUUGUCGGACACUUUCCUUCUGCUUCUCCUGUGUAUUCCAGCGGCGACCGCCAAUCUUCUGCUCUGCUCGCUCUACUGUCCGUAAGUAGAAGAUGAAAAGUGAGUAGGAACGAAAAGUCUGCAGCCCCGACGUCUUGGAGCAGACGGUUCUGCAACAGUUCUUCACGAUAAUCGGCCUCGUUCUUCUCUCGAUCCUUGACCGCGUCUGUCCUUACGCCAGAACCACAAUCACCACCGUCACUUUCCUACUUUCGGCCUUUGUUCCCAUCGGUCCUCAUGUGCGGGUGCUGACUGAAAUCGGAGACAGGGAUCAGUUCAGAUCAUCAUCGCCAAGUCGGACCUUGAAGGCGUCGCCGCCUUCGCUUCGAUGGUCUUUCUCCCGGGCUGUGUCACUCACAUAAUGUCUGUCUUUGUGCUCUACCGACUUCCGUACACUCACAGAAGUCUUCUGUUUGUCAUUGACUUUGUCAUUUUCCAAAUAUUGCUCUCCGUCUUUCCAGUGUACAACGCUCGACCGACCCAAGCUUUUGUGAGGUUGGAAAGAGACAGUUUUUCGAGCCUUUAUUUAUUUCAAUUGUAGCUAUCAUCUCUCCUCGGUUUCGAUUUGUCUUUCGCUACUGCUGGUGCUCCUUCUGUUUAUAGAUUGGAUCGUCCGUGAGAGGCGUAGGCGAGGAGAUCCAACACGGAAACUUGCAGACCAACUACGAGAGGAAGGCGGAGAUGGCGUGCCACGUCUCGUUCCAGAACGAAGAACGCGACGUCGAGACGAUGCAGGACAUCAACAAGCUCCUAAUCGAGAAUAUUCUGCCCUCGAGUGUCGCCGCCAAGUUUCUGUCUCCAGAUCGAGCCGUCAACGUACGUCUUUAAUUAAAUUCGACUGCCUCAGAUCCUUUUUCCCAGGAGCUCUACGCUAAGCAACAUGAAAACGUGUGUGUCAUGUUCGCGUCAAUACCCAAUUUCAAAGACUUCUGGGGGCAGUGGGACACGAGCAGAAAGCUGGAAUGUCUUCGUCUGUUGAACGAGAUCAUCUGCGAGUUUGACAAGGUUGAACAGAUUUUUGAAGAGAUGCUACGAAUUUUUGUUUUGAUGUUGUAGUAAGUUGUUACUGAAAAAAUUACUCGCAAGAAAAGUUCGGAUAUUUGGAACAAAAAGAAACUUUUAAAAUUUGAAUCCGAUUUUUUUAACCGUCGAAUUUUGUUGCUUCGUAAGUCCAAUGAAGGUUUCACAGAAUCGUUAACCUUUUUGGCGCGGAUUAACAUAAAAAUAAUAUCAACUACAUUUUAUUAAUUUUUCUUUCAUAGUUUUUUUAGGAUAAAAAGUUCAAAAAAAUUCAACAUAAAUAUGCUUUUUCGUGACGUCCAAAAAGAUAGCUCUUUUUAGAGGCAAAGUGAACCAGUUUUUUUGAAUUACAAACAGUUCAAAUAUUCUCUUAUAAUUUCAAGAAAACCCGGUUUUCGAAAAAAAAAAAAUUAAGACCUUUUUGUAAUAUUUUUUUGUAGUAUAAAAAAACUGUUAAAAUAAGAACUCACGAACUUGAAUUUUUCUUUUUCAAGUUUCCAUCAACACUGAAUCAAACAUGCCUGCACUAAAGCAAAGAGAGAAACUUGACAACUUUGCAGCUUCUAUCGAAACCAAAGUACUCGAGUAUAGAGAAGAUAAAGACAGUGGCAAGUACUUACAUGGCCGCGGCCGGUCUCAACGAAUCGGAUGCAGAUUACGAAGACGUUCGCUCCAUCAGAAUCUUCCAUAAUAUCAUUCUUGGUUUGAGGUCUACAUCGAUGGCUGGACGCGCAAUGGAAAUAACAACCUUCGAGCCGGAAACAUGGUUAGAUACCUUGAAGAUGGUCUUUGAAAACAAAACUCUGUUUUCAGGCUUUUAGAAACGCUAAUUUGAUGAUUGAGUUUGCACUGGCCAUGUCUCAAAUACUGGACCAACUCAACCGGGAUUCAUUCCAGAAUUUCGAGCUGCGAAUAGGUAUUCUGUCUUUGGCUCUUGCCUUUCGAUCUUGAAAUGAAGCUUGACCAGUCUAGUCAACGGGUCUUUUUCCUAUAUUUCAAAAAUAAAUCACUAUGAUUGGGAAUCAUGUAAAAGAUUCCCUCCUUGGUUUAGCGAACACUCCAAAUCACUGAAAAUUUUAUGGCCUUUCUCAUAUAUUUUUAAAAGUAGUUAGGCUCAGCGGGUCUUUUACUAAUCUAUUUCUUGGCGUUUUUCGUUUGGAAGGAGUUAUAUAGGCCUCAUUGAGGUAAUUGAUUACAUCUUUUUUACCUUCUGAAAGUAGGUAUGAGCGUGGGUCCCUUGGUCGCUGGAGUAAUUGGAGCGCAGAAGCCACAGUACGACAUUUGGGGCAACACUGUGAACUUGGCUAGCCGAAUGGACACUCACGGCGAGCCGCGGAAAAUACACGUACAAAGCUGAGCUCAGAAUUGCAUAAGCUGGUUUUUCGUAGGUGACGACGGACAUGGGUCGAAUAUUGCAGCAACGCGGCUACAAGAUGCAGAGUCGCGGCAAAAUCGCUGUCAAAGGAGUCAAGGUGCGUCUUGGAAGGUUUCAUCCGACAUCACUCUUAUCAGUUCAGGAGCCGAUGGAGACCUUCUUGAUGGAGAUCGACUCCAAACGCAAUUCUUCCAUUUCCACCGACCAGCCCUCGCACUACUACCCUCUUUGA
Molecule: messenger RNA, 7177 nt
Organism: Caenorhabditis auriculariae
Lineage: Eukaryota; Metazoa; Nematoda; Chromadorea; Rhabditida; Rhabditidae
Source: the annotation of a GenBank genome assembly